Messenger RNA from Ceutorhynchus assimilis (cabbage seed weevil), 702 nucleotides. The record is from the annotation of a GenBank genome assembly. NCBI's taxonomy places the organism in Eukaryota, Metazoa, Arthropoda, Insecta, Coleoptera, Curculionidae.
AUGCCGUCCAGACGCCCGGAAGGUUUCCUCGAAAAAAUCAAACAACACCCCAAAUUUUCAUUUAUCGUAGCUGGAGUUUCCUACACCUUACUGACCAUCGUCAGUGCAAUUGCCCUGCUUGUAUACUUCACCCAAAUAGCAGAAAACAGCUUCUGGCACUGGCAACUGGUCGCCUACACGUUGAUGCUGGCUAAUGCCUUGUGUGGAUUCACAGAGUUCUUAAGUGAUGAAGAAUCUUUUUGUCCUCUAAGAAACCUUCUGGACUAUUUCCAAUUGGUGCUGGUUUUACCUUGCUAUGCAGCUGAAAUGUGGAUGAAGUACGAAAUGGGGCCUCCAGAGAUUGCUGCUGCACACGCUGGAUUAGGAAUACUGGCCGCUUUGGUGUUUGUCUUUGGAAUAUGUCGCAGACAAGAUUUAACUGAUCUGGCUAUUUUCGUUAAUGGUUUUAGCCUUUUGUGCAUGGCCUUACUAAAUGUUAAUCCGUUUACUUUAUUGGCUACCCUUGCUGUUGUUGGAGGCUAUUGUGUCUACAGAAGACAAGAUUACCAAUGUUGCAUGGCACCGCAAGACAAAUACAAUAUCGCAAUGGUCCUUUUUGCAGUGAUUUCCUUGGCUUCCUUUGACGAUUUCACUGCCCAGAGUUUCCAGGAUGCUAUGUCGGCCCUUCCCUCUGUUGCUUCUUUUACUACUGCUGAGGAAUAA